Crotalus tigris (Tiger rattlesnake) is the source of this 3994-nucleotide messenger RNA. It is a transcript of the gene PCMTD2, whose product is annotated as protein-L-isoaspartate (D-aspartate) O-methyltransferase domain containing 2. Gene Ontology annotation, molecular function: protein-L-isoaspartate (D-aspartate) O-methyltransferase activity. The coding region runs from base 169 to 1254 and encodes 361 amino acids. The transcript has 6 exons. The record is from RefSeq and is a predicted model, not a curated record. Gene Ontology annotation, cellular component: cytoplasm. Gene Ontology annotation, biological process: protein modification process. Lineage: Eukaryota; Metazoa; Chordata; Lepidosauria; Squamata; Viperidae.
CGCAGUGGCGCUGCCCUGGGGGGGGGCUGUUUGGGCAGCAGAGCUUCUGUUUACAGCCGUAGGACGCGGCGUGUGGCUGGGCAGGGGGAGAGUUGGCGGCUCGGAGGGCCGGCGGAGGCGGCUGGCGCUGGAGGAACAGAGGUGACUUUUUGAACCCUUGUGAGGACCAUGGGAGGGGCAGUGAGCGCCGGAGAAGACAAUGACGAGUUAAUCGAUCACCUGAAGGAGGCUCAGUACAUUCGGUCGGAGCUGGUGGAACAGGCCUUCAGGGCUGUUGACAGGGCCGACUAUUACCUGGAGGAAUUCAAGGAGAAUGCCUACAAAGAUUUGGCCUGGAAACAUGGGAACAUCCAUCUGUCUGCCCCCUGCAUUUACUCCGAAGUCAUGGAAGCCUUGGAUCUUCAUCCCGGACUUUCCUUCUUGAACCUAGGUAGCGGCACCGGUUACCUGAGCUCCAUGGUCGGACUCAUCUUGGGUCCCUUUGGAAUAAACCAUGGCGUAGAGCUUCACGCUGACGUUAUAGAAUACGCCAAGCAGAAACUGGACUUCUUCAUCAGAACAAGUGACAGCUUUGACAAGUUUGAAUUCUGUGAGCCUUCCUUUGUCUCUGGAAACUGCUUAGAAAUCUCUCCAGACUCCUCUCAAUACGACCGCGUCUACUGUGGAGCCGGUGUCCAGAAGGAGCACGAAGAUUACAUGAAGAACUUGCUGAAAGUCGGUGGGAUUCUCGUCAUGCCCCUGGAGGAAAAGCUGACAAAGAUUAUUCGAACAGGCCCUUCCGCCUGGGAGACCAAGAAAAUCUUGGCUGUUUCCUUUGCGCCUCUAAUCCAACCCAAUCAUUCAGAUUCAGGAAAGUCAAGACUGGUUCAUUUGCCCCCUGUGGUGGUUCGCAGCCUGCAGGACCUGGCUCGGAUCGCCAUCCGCGGCACCAUUAAAAAGCUGAUCCACCAAGAAAGAGCCAGCAAGAACGGAAACGGCCUCCGAAACCCGCCGAGGUUUAAACGGCGCCGGGUCCGGCACCGCCGCAUGGAAACCAUUGUCUUCUUGGACAAAGAGGUCUUUGCAAGCCGGAUCUCCAACCCGUUGGAGGAUACUAAUUGUGAGGAAUUGGAGGAAGAUUGCAGGGAAGAGGUGGAGAACUCUAUUCCGGAACUGAAGCCCGAACCGCCUACCAAUACCUUGAGGGAAAAGAUUCUCAGCCUGCCUCUUCCCGACCCGUUGAAAUAUUACCUGCUUUAUUAUAGAGAAAAAUAGGAGCCUGGAGAGAGAGAGAGAGAGCGUUGGCCAGGGAGGGAGGCAGGACAAUAAAACACUCAGGAGGGCUGACAAACACAACACCACUUGCUUGCCUUUUAACACAACCACCGGCGGGGUGAGCUAAACUGGGGGACACAGGCUGCCAGGAAUUUAAAAUGGGAUAGCCCUUCUUCUUCUUCUUUUUUUUUUUACCCCCCCCCCCCCCAGAUCCUUCCCCUUGAUUUGUGCGCUCCAGUUUUGUCUUAAGCAAAACUUCCUUGGUGGGGAAAAGGGUGUGGCAAGCUGAUCCCGUGUCUGACGGAAGUGAGGGUUUCAUGCUGGUAAAAAAAACAAAAAAAAAACCCUAUAAGAGGAAAAAAAAAAAUCACACGUUUGCUGAAAUACCUGUGAAUAUCUCAACCGUUUGUUUGUUUGUUUGCUCGUUUGUUUGUUCCUCUCCUCCAGGAAGCAAAUUAGCUUGGCAGGAACCCAAAGGUGUGGAUCGGGCCGGCAAAACGUAAAAUGAGUUGAAUUUGAGCCGCUCAGCCUCCUUAUCUACAACAGUCCACUGGAAAAAAAAAAUAAUAAUAAAUCUGAUUGGCAAGUGGGCUGGGAGGCCGGGGCCUUCGCUGAAAAAGCCAGGGUUUACGCAGAGCUUUUGCAGGAAGGGGAAAUGAUCUGCAGAGAUGAUGAUCUGGGAAGAUCCAAGAAGAGAUCCCCCUGUGUGAUUAAAAAGAGAUAGAAAGAGGCGGUGUGUAUGUGUUUGUGUGUAGGUGUGUGUCUUAAGCAGGAACAGUCGGAUUAUGACACCUUAAGCUGCACAAAGUCUGCCCUUUCAAUUUGCUCGCCUGAAAAUCGGUUGGGUUUAUCAUUCCCCACAAGGAUUUGAGGUGAUGAAGAAAGAGAUGAGUAGGAGAAGGAUAACAGUUCCUUCACACCCACUGGGCCUUUUCAAAGGUCUGUUAUCCGGGGGUUGAAUCAAGUACGUUACGGAGGGGAAAAUGGGGCACCUUGUUUGAAUUCAGGCCAUUUGUUGUCUAAACAGGGAAUGCCUGGAGAAAACUGACAAGUGGUUAGUGGGUUCUUGUGUUUUUAAACCCCCCCCCCCCAAGGGUCCUCCGCUUUAGCAGAAAGGCUAUAAAAAUUCAACGAUGGGCUCACUUCACCUUUUUCUGUAGAGGCUAAUGAUGAAGCUUACUUUGAAAACAUGGCACAAGACUUUUUAAAAUGUCCUGUAACCCAUCGAUCCUUAUUCGGAAAAGUAGAUUAUUCUUGGGUUGGAAUUUAGAGUGAGCAGAAGCAGUAACUCUCAUUAAGGUUUUUAAAUUUUUUUCUUUUCCCUCCAGCUGAAAUAUUGGGUAUCAUCCGAUAUUCCCCAAGGGGCGGGGGGCUUAACGAUAGUUUUCCGUCCCUUUUGGAUUUCCCGUGGAACGUUUUAAUUUCAUUUAACUUCUCAUUAUUCAUGGCCUGGCUGCUUAAGUUAGAAAACAGUGAACCAGAGACUGACUUUUAUUUCUGGUUGCAAUGCAGAUUUCAAGCAGGCAAAAACCGUGUUUAGCUCCAGCAAGCAGCUGUUCUCACCCUGAACACACAGCACAACAGCAAAGUCCUGUGGCUUACCAGAAGCUGAAUUAAACCCGUGCUUUGUAAUUCCCAUCAGGGAGACCUCUAGCCUAGCCAUUGCAUGUGCAGUGUUGCGUUUCAUGUUGUGUCAUCUGAAGCUUUUGUGUCAACGACAACAAUCAUUUGUAGAGCUCUGUUCUCGAUAGUACAGUUGUGUGCUGUAUUCCUUCUAUAUCUUCCACUCUGCUCUGAAUGAUGCUGUUAAUUGUUAAAUGCUCUUGUGUCCCUUUUCUUCCACUGAGUCGGUCUGUUGGGCCUUUUUACGCUGUUAUCAUUUUGGGUGAACGGCCAUCAAGUUUGACAUCGUAGGUGUGUUCCCUGUAGCAGAUUCGAGUUUUCAUGGUCCAGAAAGCAGUUUAUCAAAGAAUCUACAAAGUUCUUCUCGCAGACUUGGGUUUAAUCUUCUUCUUUCAGCGUUCAUAAACUCUGCCCCAAAAGAGGCGUUCUUUUCAUCAACUUUUAAUUCUUUCCAUUUGUUCUUGAGUUGUCUCAAGAAAGAAUGGUCAAAGUUACUGCGUGGAAGUUUUUCUUCAUCUUCUCCUUCGUUAAGAACGAUCUAGAAUUCAUUUUUUCCAGCGUGUGGGGAAAAAACCCACAAGGAUCUUAUGGAGCCUUUUGCUCUCAUUUGGGGUGAAAGAUUUGCAACCCAUUGUGACUUCUUAUUUUUAUCGAUAUAUGAAGGUAGAAAAAUGUGUGUUUGGGUGACAGCAUAACUGUGAAGUAGCAUAGGCUUUAACAUUGUAACAGAAGAAGAAUUGUCAGUGUGGUAUUCCUAUACACCAGCAUACACACACACACACACACACUGGUUAACCCAGUCAGUGUGUUCUAGCAAACUAACAAGGCCUGUGACAUCUGUUCUUGCAAAAUGUAUCGCAAUUCCCUCAGAUGUUUAUUGUUUCCAGCUUCCCAUAAGCAUCCUUUUUUGGUAGCUUCAGAUAGAAUUGCCAAGCUGUACCUUUUUGCAAAAGGUUUUGCUUUCCUAAAGUAGUUAAAGAUGUAAAUAGCUUAGAGAUUAAGAUUGGAAAAGCAAAGUUAUUUCUGAAGCAUGGAGAAUGUUGGAAAGACGUGGUUUCAAAAAUACAGAUUUUUACCAACAUACAUGUCUGUGUCAAUAAAAAUGGUUCCACCUUAA